Nannospalax galili (Upper Galilee mountains blind mole rat) is the source of this 4531-nucleotide messenger RNA. It is a transcript of the gene Pnpla7, whose product is annotated as patatin like phospholipase domain containing 7. Bases 188 to 4279 code for a protein of 1363 amino acids. NCBI's taxonomy places the organism in Eukaryota, Metazoa, Chordata, Mammalia, Rodentia, Spalacidae. Gene Ontology annotation, biological process: lipid metabolic process. Gene Ontology annotation, molecular function: phosphatidylcholine lysophospholipase A1 activity. The transcript has 35 exons. The record is from RefSeq and is a predicted model, not a curated record. Gene Ontology annotation, cellular component: endoplasmic reticulum.
CAUUAGCUCAGAGAAACCAGACACUUCGUCGGGAAGACAACUCCGGGAGCACAGAGUUCCGAUAGAGCAUUUGACUUGGAGUGGAACUGGCAGGGCUGGAGCUACACGCUGUCCUGCUUUGAACGGCCUUUUAGAGCUUUUUGCCUCAGCCUAUCUUUUCGCCCUCCACUGUGCUUUGCUUUCAGCCAUGCAGGAAGAGGAAGAUGGUUACCUUGAGGCUGGCUACUGUCUGGGCACUGCCCUGAGCUCCUGGGGACUGCAUUUCAUGGAAGAGCAUUCACAGUCCACCAUGCUGAUGGGGAUUGCAAUUGGAGCCCUCUUGGCACUGGCCUUUGUUGGUGUUGCCAUCUUUUUUGUGUACAGAAGGGUGAGCAGACUCCGAGAAGCAGAGCCUACCCCUCAGUACAGGUUCCGGAAGAGGGACAAAGUAAUGUUUUAUGGCCGGAAGAUCAUGAGGAAGGUGACCACACUCCCUCAUACCCUGGUUGGGAAUACAGCUGCUCCCCGGCAGCGGGUCAGGAAGAGGACCAAGGUGCUAUCUUUGGCCAAGAGGAUUCUGCGUUUCAAGAAAGAAUACCCUACCCUGCAGCCAAAAGAGCCCCCACCCUCCCUGCUGGAGGCUGAUCUCACCGAGUUUGAUGUAAAGAAUUCUCAUCUGCCAUCAGAAGUUUUGUACAUGCUGAAAAAUGUUCGAGUCCUGGGCCACUUUGAAAAGCCACUGUUCCUGGAGCUUUGCAAACACAUGGUCUUUGUGCAGCUACAAGAGGGGGAGCAAGUCUUCCAGCCUGGGGAGCCUGACACCAGCAUCUAUGUGGUACAGGAUGGACGGUUAGAAGUCUGUAUCCAAGAUGCUGAUGGCACUGAUGUGGUAGUCAAAGAGGUUCUGCCAGGGGACAGCGUCCACAGUCUCCUCAGCAUUCUGGAUGUGAUCACUGGUCACAUUGCAUCCUACAAAGCAGUUUCCGCUCGUGCAGCUGUUUCAUCCACUAUUCUACGGCUUCCUGCAGCAGCCUUUCAAGGAGUCUUUGAGAAAUACCCAGAAACUUUGGUGAGGGUGGUGCAGAUCAUCAUGGUUCGGCUGCAGCGGGUGACUUUCCUGGCUCUGUACAACUACCUGGGACUGACCACAGAGCUCUUCAACCCCGAGAGCCAAGCCAUCCCUCUCUUAUCAGUAGCCAGUGUGGCAUCUGGACGGGCCAAGAGGCAGAUGUCCUGUGGCCUGGAGGAGCGACUUGAGAAGCUCCCACGAUCCCUGGAAUCUUGUGACUCAGAUCAUGGGGGCAGCUGCCCAGUGGUCUCUGGGCCUCUGCUGAAGAGGAGCUGCUCUGUCCCUCUACCUUCCACCCAUCGGGAGAUUGCAGAUGAGCUCAGACAGUCCCAGGGAAGCUGCCCUGACCCUUCGGCCACCCAAGAAGGCCAUGAGGGGGCUACCUCAGACCUGGGAAUGGCAUAUGACCGUGCCAGGGUCAUGCCACACUCAGAUGAGCACCUUGGGAACUUUCUGGCCAGCAAGUCCAAGAAAAAUGUGAUUGUUGCAGAGACCCCCUCUGCUAUCUUCCACUACUCAGAGAGUCCCUGGGACGAGACUGGGGUCAGUGAGAAGACAGAUGCUAUCUUCAGAGCUGCCAAAAAGGACCUCCUCACCCUGAUGAAACUGGAUGACCCAUCCCUGUUGGAUGAUCGGGUGGCAUUUCUCCAUGUCCCUGCAGGCACCAUAGUGUCAAAACAGGGAGAUCAGGAUGUCAAUAUCUUGUUUGUGGUCUCGGGCCUGUUACAUGUAUACCAGCGUAAGAUCGAUAGCCUGGAGGAUACCUGCCUGUUCCUUACACACCCUGGUGAGAUGGUGGGCCAGCUGGCGGUGCUCACUGGUGAGCCCCUAAUGUUCACCAUCAGAGCCAACAGAGACUGCAGCUUCUUGUCCAUCUCCAAGGCACACUUCUAUGAGAUCAUGAGGAAACGGCCAGACAUCGUCCUGGGCGUGGCACACACUGUUGUGAAGAGGAUGUCAUCCUUUGUGCGGCAGAUAGACUUUGCUCUAGACUGGAUGGAGGUGGAGGCUGGGCGAGCCAUAUACAGACAAGGAGAUAAGUCCGACUGCACAUACAUUGUCCUCAGUGGCCGGCUGCGCUCUGUGAUCCGGAAGGAUGAUGGAAAAAAGCGUCUGGCUGGGGAGUAUGGCCGUGGAGACCUUGUUGGUGUGGUGGAAACACUGACCCACCAGGCCAGGGCAACCACUGUACAUGCCGUCCGGGACUCAGAAUUGGCCAAGCUGCCAGCAGGAGCUCUGACAUCCAUCAAGCGCAGGUACCCACAGGUUGUGACCCGAUUGAUUCAUCUCUUGGGCGAGAAAAUUCUGGGCAGCCUUCAGCAGGGAUCUGCAACAGGUCACCAGCUUGGGAUCCACACAGCAAGCAGCAAGUGGGACUUGGGGAACCCAGCCGUCAACUUGUCCACGGUGGCAGCAAUGCCUGUAUCUGAGGAUGUACCCCUCACUGCCUUUGCUCUGGAGCUCCAGCAUGCCCUCAGUGCCAUCGGUCCUGUUCUGCUGCUGACCAGUGACAACAUCAAACAACGUCUCGGCUCUGCUGCUCUGGACAGUAUCCAUGAGUACCGGCUGUCCAGUUGGCUAGGGCAGCAGGAGGACAUCCACCGGAUUGUGCUGUACCAAACAGACAGCACACUCACACCCUGGACCCAGCGCUGCAUCCGUCAGGCUGACUGCAUCCUCAUUGUGGGCUUGGGUGAGCAAGAGCCAACGGUGGGUGAGCUGGAACGGAUGUUGGAGAACACAGCUGUGCGUGCCCAGAAGCAACUGAUCUUGCUGCACAAAGAGGAGGGCCCAGUGCCAGCCCGCACUGUGGAAUGGCUCAACAUGCGGAGUUGGUGCUCUGGCCACCUGCAUCUCUGCUGCCCACGCCGUGUCUUUUCCAAGAGGAGUCUGCCCAAGCUGGUUGAGAUGUACACACGCGUUUUCCAGCGACCCCCAGACCGGCACUCAGACUUCUCCCGCCUGGCAAGGGUACUGACAGGCAAUGCCAUUGCCUUGGUGCUUGGAGGGGGUGGAGCAAGAGGCUGUGCUCAGGUAGGUAUCCUCAAGGCCCUAGCGGAGUGUGGCAUCCCUGUGGACAUGGUUGGAGGAACAUCCAUUGGGGCUUUCAUGGGUGCCCUAUUUGCUGAGGAACGGAGCUACAGCCAGAUGCGGAUCCGGGCCAAGCAGUGGGCAGAGGAUAUGACAUCCAUGGUGAAGACCAUACUGGACUUGACCUACCCAAUCACGUCCAUGUUUUCUGGAACUGGCUUCAACAGUAGUAUCAGCAGCAUCUUCAGAGACAGGCAAAUUGAGGAUCUGUGGCUCCCCUACUUUGCCAUUACUACCGACAUCACAGCCUCUGCAAUGCGGGUCCACACAGAUGGCUCACUAUGGAGGUAUGUCCGUGCCAGCAUGUCCCUGUCAGGCUACAUGCCCCCACUCUGUGACCCCAAGGAUGGACAUUUGCUGAUGGAUGGGGGUUACAUCAACAACCUUCCAGCGGAUGUGGCCAGAUCCAUGGGGGCAAAGGUGGUGAUUGCCAUUGACGUGGGCAGCCGGGAUGAAACAGACCUCACCAAUUAUGGCGAUUCCUUGUCUGGGUGGUGGCUGCUUUGGAAACGCUGGAACCCCUUGGCCACAAAAGUCAAGGUGUUGAACAUGGCUGAGAUUCAGACCCGUCUGGCCUAUGUGUGCUGUGUCCGGCAGCUGGAGAUGGUGAAGAACAGUGACUACUGUGAAUAUCUGAGGCCCCCCAUUGACAGCUACCGCACCCUGGACUUUGGAAAGUUCGAUGAAAUCUCUGAAGUUGGGUAUCAACAUGGACGGACAAUAUUUGACAUCUGGGUUCGGAGUGGUGUACUAGAAAAGAUGCUGCAGGACCAGCAGGGGACAAGCAAGAGGAAGGACUGUGAGGUCCUCACUUGCCCCAAUGCCUCUUUCACGGACCUUGCCGAGAUCGUGUCACGCAUUGAACCAGGCAAGGUGGCUGCAGUGGACGAUGAAUCUGACUAUCAGACUGAGUAUGAGGAGGAGCUGCCAGACAUCCCCAAGGACACAUAUGCUGACUUCCAGAGCACUGGGGUUGAGUUGGACUCUGACUCGGUGAGGAGGACAAUCCUUCACUAUUGCAAUGGCACCCUGGCCUGGCUUCCUCAGAACAGCCCCAGGACUCCUUUCCCUGGCUCCCUGACAAAGAUAAGCAGGAGCCUGGGCACUAAUGCCCCUCCUGCUGGAACUAUCUUUCCCUGAGCUUGACCAGGAGAUUGAGGCCCUACCCACUCCAGGAUUGAGGCUACUUCAUCUACCUGACUACAGGCAGUGUAUUUAUUUGGUUUUUUCCAGGGGCCUGGGCUGCAUCAAAGGAUUCUUGGGCCUCUUUCGUGCACCGGUACCUCUUACAUCCUAGCAGCAACACUGGGAGGGGAGAGGGGGCCUUUGUGAGGUAUGAGAGUACUGGAUUGGCAUGUUAAUAAAGGUUGAUACGAUUGUGUGGAUGCUUCA